Molecule: messenger RNA, 660 nt
Organism: Caenorhabditis bovis
Lineage: Eukaryota; Metazoa; Nematoda; Chromadorea; Rhabditida; Rhabditidae
Source: the annotation of a GenBank genome assembly
AUGGCCGGUGACGAGUCACGCGCUGCGGAAGAAGGGCGUCACAAUGCCCAAGAAACGGCAUCAAAUAUAGAUUCCAAAAAAGGACAGCAUCUGUAUAAUGUAUUGGGAAUCCAGAAAACGGCGUCCGACGAUGAAAUAAAGAAGGCAUACCGCAAGCUUGCUCUUAAGUAUCAUCCGGAUAAAAACUUGGACGGCGACUUGGAAAAGACUGAAAAAUUCAAAGAAAUAAACUACGCUAAUGCCAUACUCUCAAAUCCCAACAAGCGUAGAGUCUACGAUGAACUGGGUGAAACUGGCCUCAAGUUGAUGGAGCAGUUCGGAGAAGAUGAAAAGGUUCUUCAGUAUAUGUUGAAGCCAUGGUUCAAAUGGACAUUCUUUGCAUUCGGCCUUCUUACUUGCGGUUUCUUCUUCUGCUGCUGCGGAUGCAUGUGUUGCUGCCAAUGCUGCUGCAAUUUCUGCUGUGGCAAAUACAAACCGGCGGAUGAGCAUGACUCCGAUGCUGAGGCAGCUGGCGAUGAUGACGACGACACGAUCACCAAACAACCAACAUCUGCCGACUCGCCAUCUAGAAGUGCUAAUCAUGAAGAACCCCCGCGACCAACUGUUAUAGCUAUGCCUCCGCCAUCAGCUGCUUACGGGUCUGUUGAAACUAGUACAUAA